Messenger RNA from Pomacea canaliculata, 765 nucleotides. Its product is annotated as GTPase IMAP family member 4-like. The transcript is spliced from 5 exons. Gene Ontology annotation, molecular function: GTP binding. Bases 1 to 750 code for a protein of 249 amino acids. The record is from RefSeq and is a predicted model, not a curated record. Lineage: Eukaryota; Metazoa; Mollusca; Gastropoda; Architaenioglossa; Ampullariidae.
AUGGAGUUAUCCAUAGUGUUUCUUUGUUGUACACUGUAUAUCCUUUUGAUACAGGUGACAGACACACCUGGACUGUGUGACACUCAUCGCAGCGAGGAAGAAGUUCUGCUGGAAGUCGGCAAGUCCGUGGCUGUGGCCUGUCCAGGGCCUCACGUGGUCAUCAUCGUCAUUCGAGGCGAUCGUCGCUUUACAAAGGAGGAGUAUGAUGCUGUGAAGACACUACAGGCUUUGUUUGGUGAGCGUGUCCGCCGCCACCUCAUGAUCGUCUUCACUGGCGGCGAUGGGCUUGCAGAUGACAUCAGUGGUAUGCAGGCUGCUGUAGACCAGCAAUUACUAAAAGCUCCUGAAAAUCUCAAGGAAGUUUUGUGUGAUGCCUACAACCGUUACUGCAUUGUGUCCAACACUGGGACGUUUGAGACGAGACGACAGCACGCAAAGGUCGUGUUAAGUAAGAUUCAAGAUGUGGUGAGAAGAAACAACAGGGAGUAUUUCACGAAUGAGAUGGUUGAUGAGUACAACAGGAAAGUACAGUCCAUUAUUGCUCGCCGCCAGAGAGAUCACGGUCUGUCAGACAACCAGGCUGUCACAGAGACCAGACAAGCCAUUGUUGAUGAAAAGGAAGAUCCUGGCUUCUUCGAUACACUGAAGAACAUAGCAAAAACUUACAUAUUGCCUGUCUUGAUAAAGGUCGCCGAGGUGGGACUAGCUGUCGCAGUUGGCGCCGUGGUAAAGAGGUGUUCUGUGAUGUAGCAGUCACAAACAAAC